GGUAUGGCGCUCCCGAGGGUCUUACCAAUGCCUUGAUCUCUUUAAUCCACUUACGCUCGAGUUGGCUGGCCGUCAGUGUACAGUAAGUACCUACAUCGUAUAGCGUAUACAGGCUUGUAGUCACGUCCAAGACCCAUCGUAGCUAUGUUGAACGGCAAACGCCGGCACAGGUUAAUUUCUCUUAAUUUAUGCCGAUCAUGGGCCCAAGCAACCCUCUGCUCUUGCCACCACCAGCUUGCCACCACCUUGUACGGCUGUCCUCGUCAAGCCAUCUCUUGUCGCCGUUCCGAACGUUCUUUCACGAUAAACAAUUAGAUUAUAAACGACUUCGUCGACCAUGACAACCGAGACACAUCCUUACGCAGCAUACUCCGUGGCAGAAUGGAAGAGACAACCAUCGACUAUGGAGGUCAUUUUUGGCCUGGAGCUUCCCUAUCGUGCACCCAAGUCAGCCUUUGGUGUGUUCAUCUGGAAGUGGAGGAUGUGGUUUGAGGUGACCUUCGCGUUGUCCAUGUUGCAACCAUGGGAGAAAGUGCUCGUCGUGACCAUUGUCAAUACUGUGUUCCUCUUGCUUGCUGUCGCGCUCUACAUGUACUUCCCCCACCAUCUGGCAGUUGUUCGUGACAGGACAAUGUACUACCUUCUUGGGCAGGAUGCUGCGGAUUUGGGCAUGUUGGACGCAAUUCAACAACUCUUCAAGGGUUGGAGCUGGAACAAUGCCCUUCCCCCUCUUGUUACGGGCACAGCACGGGAUCUAUAGACCGUGCAUCCUGCCUAGAACAUGUUUUGGACUUUAUUCAGGCAAUGAUCCCUUUUGCAUAAAAUACCCCUUACUCGUGACGUGAUUUAUACCGACAGGCGGAUGGUUUACUGCUUAAACUUCUAUGCCUUUAAAGCACUGCUUUUCGAGUGCUGUCAUACGUAUUUGUCUGAAUUCUUCGUAAUAUCUCAAUAUCCUGUUUUCAUACUGUACCACUUCACCAUAUCUACGAUUAGUCCUCUUCAUUUUUGUUGUUCAAGCGGUAUACUUAGGUACAAUUCUUGUGGCAUACAUUUUCAACCCUUCUUAGCCCUUGGAGAUUCAUUUAUGUUUAUGGGCGUC
Molecule: messenger RNA, 1102 nt
Organism: Somion occarium
Lineage: Eukaryota; Fungi; Basidiomycota; Agaricomycetes; Polyporales; Cerrenaceae
Source: the annotation of a GenBank genome assembly